Anopheles arabiensis is the source of this 5114-nucleotide messenger RNA. It is a transcript of the gene sws, whose product is annotated as neuropathy target esterase sws. The transcript is spliced from 15 exons. NCBI's taxonomy places the organism in Eukaryota, Metazoa, Arthropoda, Insecta, Diptera, Culicidae. Gene Ontology annotation, cellular component: endoplasmic reticulum. The coding region runs from base 586 to 4428 and encodes 1280 amino acids. Gene Ontology annotation, molecular function: phosphatidylcholine lysophospholipase A1 activity. The record is from RefSeq and is a predicted model, not a curated record. Gene Ontology annotation, biological process: phosphatidylcholine metabolic process.
GACAGUAGGAGCAAAACAAAGGCUACAAGGCCAGCCAGUGCCAAUGUCUCAGUGCGAAUUAAAAACAUACAAUUUCUGCUGGCAAAUUCCCCUUUUCCCUGCCCGUGCACAGGACGGACGGAUAGACGGUAGGGGAGUGUGAAACUAAAUUAAAAACAAAAAAACAGAACUCUAUCAACCCCACGAUAGAACACACCAAAAGGGGAAAGUUCACCGUCCGAGAGUAGCCUGCCCGGGGAGACGGGGACGUUUCUAUUUCCCGGAAAUUUGUUGCAGCCCCGCAUAUUCGCAUAUGUGUCUGUCAACAACAUCGGGCCGCAUUUCUGUAACACGUAAAACACAUAGCAGGCGAGGUUUGCGGCCGACACCACCGUCCACUGAUCAAUCGAAGCCGUUGGGGGCGCGGAGGUUGAGCAGAUUUGCACCAAUUGCGAUGCCAGUCCCAAUUGAACGCCGAUUGCGACGGUACUGACGGUGAUUUUAGUUUAGAUUUGGCGUGUAUAUUGAGCAACCAGAGAAAGGAUUGCUUUCCCCCCGGGUGCGUGCGCGUGAUUUUGCCUUGGUGGUGCAUCGUACUAUGCAAAAAUGGACAUCGCAGGGCUGGUGAAGAAGUCGUACGCCGACUAUGGCACUAUGCUGAAAGAUUCUUGGUACACCAUCAACACGGAAGACUUGCACCUUUCGUGGGCCAUCAAGCUGCUGGUGGCCUUGUUUGCCAUCAUCGCCACCGUCUACGUGUGGCGUCGGAAGCAUCUACGAAAGCUGGAGGAGAAGAUGCAGCUGCAGCACCAGUACGCGUCCCACAUGCGGUUCCGCAAGCGCGACAAGAUGAUGUUUUACGGGCGCCGGAUGCUGCGCAAGGUAAAGUCAAUCUCGGGCCAGGCGUACGGGGGCCAGGGCCGGAAGCGGCGGGCGGUGAUGCGGUUCGCCAAGCGGUUGCUGCUGCGCAAGGACGUGACGCCGACGCAGCUGCUGGUGAUAGAGCCGCCGGCCGAGUACCUGGAGGUCGCGUCCGACGGUAACGAUCGGGUGCCGCCCGACGCCCUCUACAUGCUGCAGUCGAUCCGCAUCUUUGGCCACUUCGAGAAGCCCGUGUUUCUGAAGCUGUGCAAGCACACGGAAAUCAUCAACCUGAUCGCGGGCGAAAGCCUCAUCAAGGUGGGCGACCCGGACGACAGCGUGUUCAUCGUGCAGACCGGCCAGGUGAACGUGUUUCUCAACAAUCCGGACGGCAGCUCGAUCACGCUGAAGGUGGUGCGGCAGGGUGAAUCGGUCACCUCGCUGCUCAGCUUCAUCGACGUGCUGGUGGGCAACGCGAGCACGUACAAGACGGUGACGGCACGGGCGAUGGAAAACUCGCAGGUGAUCCGGCUGCCCAUGUUCGCCUUCCAGCAGGUGUUUGGCGAGUGUCCGGACCUGCUGGUGCGCGUAAUACAGGUCAUCAUGGUGCGGUUGCAGCGCGUCACCAUUACCGCACUGCACAACUACCUGGGGCUGAGCACGGAGUACAUCCAGUGCUCAUCGCAGCGCAAAAAGCUACCGAUCGCACCGGCCACGAAGGGCAGCCCGGGGCAUCGGCGCGUGCCCUCCGACCAGGUCCAUCCCGUGCCCCACUCGCUCGUGGGCGAAAUCCGACCGGACAUGUUGGUCGACCUGUCCGAGGGGACGCACAAUGUGGGCCGGCGCACGUCCGCCCUGCCGAUCGAACCGAUCGAUCACGCGGUGCUGAAGGCGCACGCGGUCGACGGCUUCAUGCAGGAGCUCGAUCUGCCCGACACGUUCAAGCAGACGAUCGAGGAAAGCAUACUGAUCAAGGAGGUGUCGCCGGGCACCACGCUCGUGCAUCAGGGCGUGCUCGAUGACGUGAUGCUAAUUUUCGUGAUCGCCGGUGGGCUCACGCUUACCCAGUGCCCGCAGAGUGGCCCGAUCGCGCAGGACGCUAGCAAGGCGGGCGGCGAGAAGAUGGACAAUCACACCGUCACCAUCUAUCCGGGCGACGUGGUCGGUGGGCUGGCGGUGCUGACCGGCGAGUGCAGCCUGUACACGAUCCGGGCCAAGCACAAUUCGCGCGUCGGGCUGCUCAACAAGGAUGUCAUCUACAGAAUAAUGCGCGAACGGCCGGCCGUAGUGCUCGACAUCGCGAACAGCGUGGUGAAGCGCCUGUCGCCCCUGGUGCGCCAGUGCGACUUUGCGCUCGACUGGAACUUCAUCGAGUCGGGGCGGGCGGUGUACCGGCAGGAGGAAACGAGCGACUCCACCUACAUUGUGCUGAACGGGCGGCUGCGCUCGGUGACGACGCACGCGAACGGCAAGAAGGAGAUCGUGGGCGAGUACGGCAAGGGCGACCUGAUCGGCAUCAUCGAGAUGAUCACGGAGACGCCCCGCACCACCACGGUGAUGGCGGUGCGCGACUCCGAGCUGGCCAAGCUGCCGGAGGGGCUGUUCAACGCGAUCAAGUUCAAGUACCCGAUCGUGGUGACGCAGUUGAUCAGCCUGCUCAGCCACCGCAUCCUCGGCUCGAUGCGGUCGCGCCCGAUCUCGACCAGCUCGUUCACGUCCGUGUCGUUCGACACGAACCAGCAGAUCCAGCACCGCUACUCGACGGUCGCGAUCGUCGCGGUGAGCGACGACGUGCCGCUGUCCCCGUUUACCUACGAGCUGUACCAUUCGCUCAGCACGAUCGGCUCGACCGUGCGCCUGACGUCCGAGAUCGUGCGGAAGGCGCUCGGGGCCGCCAUCAUGGAGCCGCCGAACGAGUACCGGCUGACGAGCUGGCUCGGCCAGCAGGAGGACCGGCACAACAUCACGCUCUACCAGUGCGACAACUCGUUCGGGCUGUGGACGCAGCGCUGCCUGCGCCAGGCGGACGUCAUACUGAUCGUCGGCUUCGGCGACCGGUCGCCGGUGAUGGGCAAGCUGGAGAAGGAGAUCGACCGGCUGGCGAUCCGCACGGCCAAGGAGCUGGUGCUGCUGCACCCGGAGGAGGCCAGCAGCUGCCCGAGCAACACGAUCGGCUGGCUGAACAUGCGGGCGUGGGUGUCGCGCCACCAUCACAUCCAGUGCCCGAAGCGCAUGUUCACCCGCCGCAGUCAGAACAAAAUCGCUGAACUGUACGAGCGUAUAAUGAAGAACGAACCGUACAUCCAUUGUGAUUUCUCCCGCCUGGCCCGGUGGCUCACCGGCAACUCGGUCGGCCUGGUGCUCGGCGGCGGCGGUGCCCGCGGUGCCGCCCACGUCGGCAUGCUGAAGGCGAUCCAGGAGGCGGGCAUACCGAUCGACAUGGUGGGCGGUGUGAGCAUCGGCGCGUUCAUGGGUGCGCUCUGGUGCAUGGAGAAGAACAUUACCACCAUGACGCAGAAGGCCCGCGAAUGGUGCACGAAAAUGACCCAAUGGAGCAGGCAGCUGCGCGAUCUGACCUACCCGAUCACGUCCAUGUUUUCCGGGCGCCACUUUAACCAAACGAUUCGCGGCACGUUCGGCGACAUCUGCAUCGAGGAUCUGUGGAUCCCGUACUUCACCCUUACCACCGACAUCUCCGCCAGCUGUGCCCGGGUGCACACGCACGGCGAUUUGUGGCGUUAUGCACGUGCCAGUAUGUCAGUAGCCGGCAUAUUCCCCCCUAUCUGUGAUACACGCGAUGGCCAUCUGCUGUUAGAUGGUUGCUAUACUAAUAAUGUGCCAGCCGACGUAAUGCGGGCGCAGGGUGCCGCCCAUAUAAUCGCGAUCGACGUCGGCUCGCAGGACGACACCGAUCUGACCGACUACGGGGACGACCUGUCCGGCUGGUGGUUGCUGUACAAGCGCUGGAACCCGUUCACCUCGCCGGUGAAGGUGCCGAACCUGCCGGACAUCCAGUCGCGCCUCGCUUACGUGUCGUGCGUGCGCCAGCUCGAGGAGGUGAAGAAGAGCGACUACUGCGAGUACAUACGGCCACCGAUCGACCAGUACAAGACGCUGGCGUUCGGCAGCUUCGACGAGAUCAAGAACGUCGGGUACGAGCACGGCAAGGCGUACUUCCAAAGCAUGGCGGAGAGCGGGCGGCUGACACGCUUCAACCAGUGGUCGGUGCAUCCGAUCCCGAGGAAGGCAACGCACUCGCUGAAUGAGUACUCGUUCGUCGAUCUGGCGCAGAUCGUGUGCAAGGUGCCGGAAACGUAUCCGGAGCGGGGCUACUCGUCCAGCGAGGACGACUACUACGACGGGUACGCGUCGGAACCGUCGAGCAUGCCGCUGAAGAAGGGCUACAACAUGCCGCUGAUGCGGUCGGCCGGUUCGCUCUCGCUCUCCGACAACGAUAUGGACUCGGACGAGCUGGAGAUACCGCGCCCGUUCAAGCCGCUGCCGGGCAACCGGAACCUACAGGCGGUGGCGGCGACAGCGCCCGGCACCGAUGGGAGCUCCGGCGACGGCAAGAAGCCUUUAGAUUAGGGUUAUUUUUUUUCUCACUCUCUUUCUCUCUUAAUCGCUCGCUUUUGUUUGCGUUCUAUUCGUUCUCCGUGUACGUGUGGCGUAGUUGUAGUGAGCCCAUAGUAGUAGCGUAGUUAGCUGCCACACAGAUGCAAUCGAAUUCCCGUAUUGCGAAUCAGAAGCAUUCAGCUAUUUGUGAAGCGUUUUACCCUGUUUGUUUACGGAGUUUGGUUUUGUUCGGACCAUCCAUAUGGAGAUAGACAUUUUGGUUUGGUUUUAUUUGAAAUUCAAAAAAAAAAAAAACAAUCAUGAACAACUAAAACACACACACCCACACAGAGACCGACAGAGAAUUGUAGUGGAAAUAUCGGGAACAAGGGCAGAGAGGAGCCUGUGCUUUGCUUAUAAUAAACUCGAACGAACGAGUAGAACGACGUGUGUGUAUAGCCGUAUAGAAAGCAUACAAAGACAGAAAUCGAAUACAAACACACACACAUACACACUCAAAACAUAACGUAGCGGGGAGGGGGAGUAGCCUUUAUUGCAACUGUUGCAAACACACGAAACACUCAUCCUCAACCAAUGCCCAAAGAUAAUUGUAAUAAAACUCCGCCAAAACAACCGCACCCUGGUGCGCCCGUUCCCGCGGGGGCCCGUUCCCUGUUCGUUGCAAUAAAUUACGCGCGCGUCUCCCCGUUUUUAAAAAA